This is a messenger RNA of Anguilla rostrata (American eel), 5380 nucleotides long. RefSeq names its product KIAA0586 ortholog. Gene Ontology annotation, cellular component: ciliary basal body; centriole. The record is from RefSeq and is a predicted model, not a curated record. Bases 191 to 5008 code for a protein of 1605 amino acids. Lineage: Eukaryota; Metazoa; Chordata; Actinopteri; Anguilliformes; Anguillidae. Gene Ontology annotation, biological process: smoothened signaling pathway. The transcript has 34 exons.
CGUUAAACUACUUCCUAUUUGAAGUCACAUCCAAGUUACAGCUUAAGGGGCGGGAAACCUUUUUUAAACUAGCGAUUGCACUGAAAACAAUAAGUUUGGCUAGUCAGCCAAACAUUUAGCUAUUCCAUUAACGUCAUCGUUUACUGUUUUAAUCUUGACAAGAGGACUGUAGGAAAUAACCGCAGAUGCAAUGUCAAAUGUCGUUUUGAGUGCAAAUUAUAUGGAGGCAUCAACAUUAGACAGUCUCGACGAGUCUACAUCAAGCUCGGACGCUGGAGAUGUUUUAAUUCGCGCAACUAGAAUUCCAUUUCUAAACCAGAGCAGCUUUGAUAAACGGAAUUUUGGAACUACCUCAGUCGACCCUGGUUGUAACGAUAGAGUUACGAUUUCCGUGAAGAGACUGCGUGAAGUUACACUCCCAUCCAUGGAAGCAACAACAGAAACUGUCCUGGAACAAGAACAAACAUAUGUGCCCCCAGCUUUGCCAGCAAACAAACCACUAGCCGCCCCUCCGGAAAUGCUAAAUGCAACUUCAUCGGACAAGGCUAAAGUGCAGCGGGGCGACCCCAAAGUAAAAAAUGGACCUGGAGAAGACUCGGUCAGUCAGGCUUCAAAUACUGAUGGAAAGCAGCCACUUUCCCACAGUAGCCUGCCAGGGGGCAGUAUGCUCAAAGGACAAGAUGUGCUGAUAUCCCAGUACGCUGGAAACAAAGAGGCUGUGCGGGCGGUCUUAAAGCAGAGGUCUAACAGUGCCCCUUUGAGGCGAGAGGUGAAGGUGCAGCUGCUGAACCGGCCAUUGUCUGCCACCCAGGCACCCCAGGGACCCCCACCUCUCCUGGGACCCCAGCCUCCUGCACUUUUCCCUGGGGACCAGGGGGCUGGUGCUGCUGCUGCAGCCGUCACUGCUGCGGCCCUCACUGUCACUGCACCGCUCCUGAAGGCGCAGAGUGAGCUGGACUCGCAGCUGGCGCGUUUCUCGGCGGACCUGCAGCGGCUGCAGGCGGUCAGGCCUCAGGAGGACCGCAGCAGCGCGCUGGAGCAGCAGCUCCACUCCCUGACUCAGCAGAGACUGCAGCACCUGGAGAGGAUCCAGGAACAACAGAUGGAACUGCAGAACCGUCUUCUGGGCUCCGCCCUGGAUGUGGUGACGGCCCGCGUCCCUGGCCCCGCCCCACAGGCGUCCGCGGCUCCCGCUCUGCAGCUGGCGCCGGGCCCUCGUGAGCAGAGCGUCACGCCCCCCGGGCCCCUGGCCCCCACCACCGCUGGGACAGGAGCAGGUGACCCGGCCCAGCGCGGACGCGGGAGGCGGACCCCCCCGGAGACUCCGGCCCCCCGCAGGUUCGCCCCUAUGCCCAUGUCCCGGGACGCCAGGGCCCGAACCGGCCAGGAGCACCUCGCGCCGGACCCGCAGAAGGCUUCCCGCCCGGCAGGAGGAAAUGGCAGGCUCCUGGAAGAGAUCCUUAACAACCCCAAAUCUUCAGGGAGCAGAACGAAGCCUGCGGGGGGACAGAGGGUUGCCAUAGCAACAGCUGUCUGCCAACCAGAACCAUCCAGAGCUCCAGGGCAGGCCAGCACAGCCGUGAGGAAGCCCAGCAGUGAGCACCCAGGCCUGGGCCGUGUGCUGGGAGAGCUCCCCUCUGUCCCCAGCGCAGCCAUGGAGAGGGCCUCGGGCAUGCUGCAGGACCUGGGCCGGCUCAAGCAGGAGAUGCAGACCCUGCUGCAGGAGGGUCGGCAGUCUCCUCCGCCCGGCCUGCAGACUCACGGCAAGACAGGGUCUGUGUUCCUCGGACGUGUCCUGCCUGGUGAUGCGCUCGGAGAUGAGGGCAGAGAGCCAGCCGCCCUCCCCCCUCCUCCCCCUCCCCCUCCUCCUCCUCCUCCUCACGUCUCCACGGGUGAAGAGCGUGUCCAUGGCAACCGCCCUCAGCCCGCGCCUCGGCCGCCGCCCGCCCCGCCCACCCUGCUGCAGAAAAGCCACCCCCCGCCGUCCAUGUUCGAGGACGCGGGGAAGGCCCUGCGCCGAGUCCAGCGCCACAAGAGGCUCCUGGAGGACAAUCUGGAGGCCAUCUUGAGGGCGAAGGACGGGGAGGCUCUGCACUGCCAGCUGGAGGCGCUGUGCUCCAACAGGGGCGCCAAAGAGGCGGUGAGGAUAAAGAAGACCGUGGACGCCUGGAUCAGCACUCUCUCAAAGGAGAUCCAGGCUGAAAUGGGAAGAGAGGACUCUGCGGCACGAACAGCCGAGAGGGACAAAGGGAGCCGCGGAGGUUCGCCGCUGAAGGGCGGGGGGGCCAAGGACCUGGGCCCGCUGAAAGAGGGGACAGGCGCGGCCGGGAGCAGGGCCAGACCUGCAGGAAGAAAGCCCUUUCAGAGAGGGGCCCAAGGACACGCCCCUGAGGCACAGCACAAACACCUCGCCCCCUCUCUGAAGACCAGGGGUCCCCACCAGCCGAGGCUAUUUGGAGCGUCCAAGUCUGAAAAGGAGGACGAGGAGUAUUUGAUGAAGGUCUACGGGAAGGCGCUGUACGACGGCCAUCGGAGAACGCUGAAGAAGGCCCCCUACCUCCGCUUCAGCUCCCCCUCCCCGAAAUCCAAACCCCAGCGGCCGAGGGUGGUGGAGAGCGUCAGAGGAGUCAAAGUGAAGUCAGCUAAAACGCAGACCAGCCUGUUCCCAGACAAAACCCGCACCAUUGACACAGAGCCCCAGUACAUUUUCAGUCCUACAAGGGGGGGGCACGAUGGUCCUGAGGGGCCCCACACCGCGCUGGAGGGCCUUCUCAUCCCCAUGGCGAUCCCGCUCGGCCAGCCCAGAGUGGACGGAGGGGCCCCCCAGCCUUCCCGUGUCAUCAUCACUCACCGUCCCGUGACCAUGACCGCCUCCAUCCCCCCGGCCCCGCCCAAACAGGCCAGCAAGCCCAACGUGGUGGUGAUGGAGGUUCAGUCCGAGAGGAAGCCGAAGCCCCAGCUCCAGGUGCAGGUUCUCCCCUGCGUGGACAUCGACAGCGUCUCUAGUGCGAGCCCGGCGCCCUCCUCGCCCCUCCCUCACCCCCCACGAAUACAGACAGUGGAGCAGAUUCCAGAGGAAGAUCUGACCGUCUUCCCUGGAACCGAUUACCUGGCUGUGGCUGACAUAUCUCAGGAGCCGGAGGAGGAGUUUGUGGACACGCCCAUCGAGCUGAGCGGUUCCGCCGAGCCUCCAGCCGCCAUGUACCACGGCCCGGCAUACCCACCCCGGCCGUCAGGGCCCCCGCCAGGCACAGAGCCCAUCCUGGGGGUCAUCCAACAGAGGGAGACCCUGGAGAACCGGCUGGUGGACUGGGUGGAGCAGCAGCUGAUGGCCAGGGCGAUCGCAGGGAUGUGUCCCCAGCGUGCGCCGGUGGAGCGGGCCAGCCUGUCCGAGCCGGAGGAGAGCGGCUCUGAUAUAGUCGAAGCGGCUGGUGGAGGGGGCCUGCAGUAUUUUGUGGAUGCGGGAGUUCCAGUCGACUCGGCCCUGAUCCGCCAGUAUGUGACUGAUGCCCUGGCCGAGACUGUUGCCCUCAUGCUCGGCCAGAGAGAGGGGCAAGGACGGCCCACCACACCCCCCCAGCCUCUGGACGUCCCAUGCACAGCGGAGGUGGUGGUGCCCACCCCUGUGCCCACGCCUGUGCCCAGUCCCAGGGAGAGCCCCGCGCCCCCAGCCAAAGAGCCUUCUCCUCACAGCACCCCGGAGCCCUCAGAACAGGGCUCCACCACGGAGUCGCCCCGGGACCUCCUGCCCCCUGAGGACCGGGACACAGGACCUGCAGGAGCAGAACGGAGUCCAGUGGCCACUCCCACCAUCACUCCUGUCUCAUCUCCACCUCGAGUGGCAACGCCCCCAGCUCUUCCCACUCCUCAGAGUAUGGAGCCAGCUCGACACCUCAACCCAUGGGGAGAUGCCGAGCUCCCCCUGGAGGAGGAGGUCCCACACUUUGAUAUUGAGGACUCCCUGCAGUACCACAGGCCAGUGUUAAUGUCCGUUGCUAAAGAGGAGGAGCCUGUCAGCCUGGUGUCCGUAUCUCCGCCUCUUCUUCCAAAGCAGCCGUCCCCACCCCGACACUCCCCGACCCCUCCCCUUUUGCCUGAGACCCCACCCCCCGCCUCCUCUCCCUCCAGUGCGGACAGCAGCUCGAGUCCGUCCGUCACAGAGACGGACGCAGCUGGCAGGCACAUCUCAGAGGGGGAGCUGCUCCUCAGCUCUGGACCCAUGGCAGCAGCGAGAGUUAUGGCAGAGGAAGGACUGACUUUACCUGCCUUCAACACCAGUCUCUCCAGCUCCCUGCAUGGAGUCCUGGACAUUGAUUAUGACCCGCCCAGCGAGGGCCAGGUGGUGAGGAGACCUCGGGUCCCACACCACCGCGACCCCUUCCUCUCGCUGCUGGCCAAAAUGGACCAGGGUCCCAUGCUGCUGCAAGAGGUCUCUCACCACCGCGAGGGCUGCUGGGAUGAGGACAGCAGCGCAGGUGAACUCAGCGAGGGCCAGAGGCCUCGGCUAACCGCCGUAGGGGAGAGCUUACUGACCGGACGCUCCCUCCUGGACCAGGCCACUCUCAGUCGACCGGGACCGGGACCAUCGCCCGGCCAAGGUGGCCACUUGUCCCCGGGACAGCUGUCCUUACCAGCAGGUAUGGCGUUGGGCAGUGUUCAGGCCAGUGAGAAUCCAGUCACCUUAAUGGACCUGGCAGCGUCCCCACAUACAGAGCCUGGAGCAAGGGACAGUGAAGAACAGGCCUCUGACUGUAUAGUUCCUGCCCGUAGACCUGCUCCAAUCCUGGUGAGGCAGUAUCAGGAGAGACCAGGAGGCACUGAGGAGACAGGGUCCAUUCGAACUGGAGUGCUAUUACUGAAGGGACCUGAGUUUGGUGAAGCACAGAAGACUCGAGUUUCUACAGUGGCCCCCUCUCCACCAACGCUAAUGCUUUCUUCCAGGGCGAAGACAGAGACGUGCCGUUCGUCUCAACAUCCUCGGGUCAGCACAGCCCCACCACAGUGUUAGUGAUGCUGCCGUCCGCCGGGCAGGACAGGGCGUCGGCCAGCGUCAGCGCCGUGGAAACAGACUCCUCUGAAAAUGAUGUGUUCUAGCAGCCGUCUGAUGACCGUGUGAAUGAUCCACCUCUACAAUCAUGAGCUGCCGACCAAAUUUACUGUACAGUAACUAUUUAAUUACAUACUUCCAGUUAACUAGAUUGAUUGUAUAUGUUUUUAACUAAUAAAAUUGUAUAGUACUGUUUUUAGAAUAAACCUAAUAGACCAUCCUGUGCUUUGUGAUGAAUCGUACUACAUUCUGUUGACUUUGCAAUGUCAUGUGUGUUUUCUGUGAUGACGUGCCUUCAGAAAAAUCCAUUAUUAAAACUUUCUUUAAACUUUA